AGGUUGAGGUCUUUGUAUUUAUUGUCACCUGCCGCCUAAUUUCUGUUCCUCAUUCUCUCCUCUCUCCCAAACUUAAAAAACUUGUACUCCAUCUCUCUGCUCACUUAUAUUUCUACUUAAAAGUUAAAUCUCCUACUUGUGUUUUCCCUCACAAUACUAGUCCAUUUUUUCAUAUCUUUCCUUCAUUGUGUUUUACUAACACAACACAAACACAUAAUGGGUUGGGCGAUCUCAGCCAAGAAAAAUGUGCUUGUGCUCGCAAUACUCCUGUUGGUCACACUUGAAUAUUGUGACGGUGACGAUGAUUUGGUUUACGAGCCAGACUGUUUAAACGUUCCCACCGCGGAAUUUUUAAGUUCUGUGAAGACCACUAUUGACGUCGUCCAACAAGUCACCUCCAUUGUCGCUGGAUUUAACCGCGGAUUUCAUGAUUUUAGGACUUCUCAUGCCAUUUCUGAUUGUCUUGAUCUGCUGGACCUCUCCACCGACGAACUAGUCUCCACUCUUUCGCUUAUUCAGCACCCGCACGACAGUAAAAACAGGAGCACGGGCAAUCUGAGAGCAGAUUUGAAAACAUGGUUAAGCGCGGCACUGGGCAAUCAAGACACUUGUGUUGAAGGCUUCGAUGGCACUAAAGGCUCUGUCAAAAAAUCAGUUGCAUCAAGUCUUGAACAGAUCACCUCAUUAGUCCGUGUCAUUCUUAACAAUGUCGAACCACCUCGUAAUAAUGUUCAUAGUAAUAAAAAUGUUCGUGACAAUGGCGGGAGGAGGGAGCACCGGGGUCAUCGUGGCAGUGGCAGGCCGGGGUGGAUGCAUAAGAGGAAGUUGAUCGGAGGGGAAAAGUUUCCGGAAUGGGUGAGGUCUAGUGACCGAAAGAAGUUGUUACAAGUUAACGGGGUGGAGGCUGAUUUGGUGGUGGAUGCGAAUGGGAAUGGGAAUUUUACGACACUGAGUGAUGCUAUUAAAGCGGUGCCUGAUUAUUCCACCAACAGGACUGUGAUUUAUGUGAAGAAAGGAGUGUAUAAUGAGUAUGUGGAGAUUAGUAAGAAGAAAUGGUAUGUUAUGUUGGUGGGAGAUGGGAUGGAUGUUACGGUUAUUUCUGGUAAUCACAGCUUCGUUGGUAAUUGGACCACUUAUCGAUCUGCAACCUUUGGAGUGAAAGGCCGGGGAUUCAUAGCUAGGGACAUGACAUUUCAGAACACAGCAGGACCCGAAAGCCACCAGGCAGUUGCAUUUCGAUCUGACUCUGAUUUAUCAGUUCUUUAUCGAUGUGCAAUGAGGGGUUACCAAGACACAUUAUAUGCUCACUCACAACGCCAAUUCUACCGUGAAUGCCACAUUACAGGCACGGUAGAUUUCAUUUUUGGUGACGCGGCUGCAGUAUUUCAGAAUUGCCAAAUCCUGGCAAGGAAGGGAUUACCUAAUCAAAAGAACACAAUUACAGCUCAAGGCCGUAAAGAGGCAGCAGAAACUACAGGUUUUUCAAUUCAGUUCUCCAAUAUAUCCGUGGAGCCGAAUGUAGUAGCUGGCAAUUCGACAUUAACAUAUUUGGGAAGGCCUUGGAAGUUAUAUUCAAGAACGGUUAUCAUGCAGUCAUAUAUCAGCAAUGCUAUUAGGCCAGAAGGGUGGUUGGAAUGGAACACAACGUUCGCGUUGGAUACUCUUUAUUAUGGGGAGUACAUGAAUUAUGGUCCGGGGGCUGGCUUAGGCAGCAGGGUGAAGUGGCCGGGUUAUCGUAUACUGAAUACUACGGCAGAGGCCAAUGCAUUCACAGUGGCUCAGUUUCUUCUUGGUAAUUCGUGGUUGCCAUCUACGGGUGUAAAAUACACUGCUGGAUUGGUAGUCUGAGCACUUCAUAUUAUGAUUUCCACUCUAUUUUCUCAACUCUAUACUUGUCUUCUCUUCUUUGCUUUUAUAAUUAUAUAGAAAGGUCUUGGGAGGUAACUGUCUUCAGUGGCGGAUCCAGCUCUAAGUUGAGGGAUCAAAUAUUACAAACUUCACAUAUAUAUAAGCAUUAUAGCAAACAGUAAUAUUAUCAAAUAAACUAUAAAGUUUGCAAAACCA
Daucus carota subsp. sativus is the source of this 2064-nucleotide messenger RNA. RefSeq names its product pectinesterase/pectinesterase inhibitor PPE8B. The record is from RefSeq and is a predicted model, not a curated record. Gene Ontology annotation, molecular function: pectinesterase inhibitor activity; pectinesterase activity. Gene Ontology annotation, biological process: cell wall modification. The coding region runs from base 217 to 1848 and encodes 543 amino acids. The transcript has 3 exons. NCBI's taxonomy places the organism in Eukaryota, Viridiplantae, Streptophyta, Magnoliopsida, Apiales, Apiaceae.